AAUCCAACAAGAGAUAGUAUUUCUCAGAAAAUAAUUCCAACGAAUUUUUUUUUUUUUUUUUUGAUUGCAUCACCUCAAUUCAAUAAUUUUCUUACAAGAAAUUUCGUUUCUCUAUCAAUAAACAAUUGAAAAUGCCAAUAAAACCGCCGAUAAAACAAUCAUAUCCAUAAAAAGCAAGACUUGAAUACAUUACACUGGAUAUGGUUUAUACGAUUUGUUUCAAUGGCAUUCUAGUGCACUGCAGUUUUGAACAAAGCACAAAUAAAAAAAGAUCAACCAUAAGAAUCAAGUUAGCUUUUACUCGCUGUAAAAACAAUGAAAUGAAAGUUAUGGUAUAGGGAACAUAGCUGGUGAGCAAUGAACGUAUUACAUGCGAAAUAAUGCUAUGGGGGUAAAAAAAGUGAAUGCGCAAUACAUAGUUAAAUGUCAGACUGAAAAUGAAACGCUAUUCGCAUACACAUACACAUGCAUGAUGAUGGACUGACUGCACCACCAGCAGCAGCAGCAGCAGCAGCUACGCUUACAAGCACAGUCAUCUGCUACCAAAUAAAUCCGAAUAUGACUCAGUGUAUUGGGAUACAACGCACCAAAAUAUACUUAUGUUAGCUCAUCUUUGAAUCGAAUCGAAUCGCGACGACAACUCUUCGUUAUAUUGCUUGGUUUAAGUUUGUAGUUUUUCUUUUCAAAUUGCUUUCUUGUCCGUGUCAAACAAAAUCACGUUGGGAUAGGUAUCGAUUAAUCGGAUUGAAGAAAUCGCUUAUUUAUUGUACAGUCUUCUUCUCUGUAAAUGUGUUGUGAGCAGCACAUUAUUAGCCAAUCCACACAUGCUCAUAUUUUUUUCUUCAAAAAAACAUUAUGUUGAAUACGAAGACUAGAAAGCACGUUGACCAAUACAGAAUAUUAUACAAAAAAAUAAAAUUCAGAGAAAUGAAGAAAGCUUCAAAAUACAUAAAUUCCACAACAGAACGGAUCAUAGAAUCAAACUUCGAAUAUAUUGUCGCUUGUAUUUUUUCUGACCUAUUACACGUUUGCAAUACAUUAUGGUGCUUGUAUAAGCUGCUUACUGAUUCGGUCAAAUGAAGUUUGAUUUAUGCCAAAACAUGAAGCGAAAAGAAAAAAAAACACCGACAAAAAAUGUGUUGAGUACAAAUUUGAGUAGAAAUCGUCACUGAUGUUUAUUGAAUUUUUAUCUGCGUGAUAUCAAAUCAGUGCAGUAUAUAGCCAAAUGUCAAAGUGAGAAACAAUCAAUAUAUUGAAAAAGUGGCACUCCUCCUCGUGAAUGGAAAUUUGUAGAAAAAAUGCAGACUAAAAAUUAGUAAAAUGAAUGGGUUUGAUGAGAUUUUAUUUAUCUGUUUGAAUCAUUUGGUGAGAAUUGAAAUGAAUACAGGUGAUUCUUUUGAACACAGGCGCAAGUAAAAGGGAAGGAGAGAGGAAGAGAGAAAAAAAGAUGUCACAAGCAAAUGUUGAUUCGUGCCAUCAUAGACUAUACAAUUGUGUGAUGAUUUAUGGACAAGAAAAGAAAUUAAACGGUAUCAAAAUUCGAAAAAGAAGAAACUGGGUAGUAAGUCUACGACAAUGACAAAGCUAUUAGGACUGCCGACUACACCACACACAGUACACACACGAAAUACGGCAAAAAGCAGCACAAGUUCAGAUGAACGAAGGUGCCGUGGCACUGAAAUGUUGGUUCGUGGCGCUGUGUUUUUGCUUCGCUUCGCUAAUUUGUCAUGUGUUGCCAUUGAAUCACAGCUCUUUUUUUAUAUGAAUCGAUGGAUGAGUUUGAAUUACUUCUGUGUCAAUCAAGACUAAUAUGAAAACCAAAAUCAGUAACAGCUGUCAUGCAUAUAUUCAUUGGUUGAAGGCGUUUUCACAUAUUAUUCUUUAAAAAAUUGAAACAAACAACAUUUGCUCAUAGAAAUAAUACGGAAGGGAAGAAAGAAUUUGCAUCUUUGUUUGGCAUUUGAUAUGAAUAAUACUUGUUUACUGUGAUCUCCCACGCAUCUACUUAAUAAAAUCACAUAAAAAAACACCAUAAAUCCGACACCAUCAACGGGCCGCUGUUUGAAUAAUUAAUGAGAUUCGCUCUGGACAGAACAAAGUAGUGCUUUGUAGCCAAUGAGAUUGAGAGCGUGAAUAUGUGUAAAUUCAAACGCUGAAAGGUGUGAUUCACUGCUUGUUUCAUUCUUAAUGUGGAAAUAGCAUUUAAAUUGAUCGGAAGAGAUCGCAAACGAAUGCGAUUACAACACUAAAUGGAUUCGUCAGCGGGUAAUUCGAGUGCAACGGCUGCUUCGCUCUCCAAUUUUCAAAAUGGUUUGAGUGCACAAGAGGAUCGAUUGAAUACGGACAACAACGUUCGAUUGGACACUCAACGACAAAGACAACGUCUUCAAUCGGCUGCCGAACAUUUUAGUUCAAGUCAUAGUUCGGACGAUUUGCACGAAGACAAUUCCAAUUGGGAUGCGCAGGAAUUGGCUACAUCGAAAUCAAAACCAGAGGCUCAGGAAGUCGACGAACGGGAUCGUUAUUCGCCAUUACGUUAUCCAUUAAGCUUACCAAUUCAAUCGCAUAAUGAAGAUUAUGAAAUUGGAACUGUUGCUGACAGUUCGACACCAGUGGCAGCGAGACGAUCUUUCGAUAGCAGUCGCGUUUCAUCGAAGGAGGAAAAGCAGCGACAGAAUGAAGAGAAGAAAACGCCGGCAUCAACAUCAAAUACCGACGUUACGUUGAGUGCAUUUGGCGUGGACUCAUCAUCGGUGUCAUCGGAAACGGGCAGCUGGGAAGCCGUUUAUCCACCACCGCGAAAACCCAAAUCGGAUUCCGUUCCGGUCAAACCGCACGCAGGCGGUGAAAUGAACUGUUUCAUUGAUGCAUCAUCUUUGUUGGACGACGGCGAAAUCGCAUUCACAAAUACAUUCAAAGCAAAUCCAUCGAGUGACACAUACAAACACGCAACCACAAGCCAUGAAUUGAACGGUGGAGCACAAAAGAAGCCAUCGAGCAGACAUAGCAGUUUUGAAAUGAAUGACGACCAAACCAAUGAUAUAAAUAAUACUCAGCACAUGUCCUAUUGUUGUGACAAUGUCGAAUUGAAGAAAAGCAAAGAGAAUUUGAAUGAGGAAUUCGAUCGUGAUGAAGCCGAAGCACUUGUGAUCAAUUUAUCGGAUGAACAAAAAUUGAGCACACAAAAGUCAUUUGAAUCGCAUCGACCCGAUAUCAAGGACCAGUUUUCGUUAGAAAGCAUAUCGACUAAUGGACCAAAACCGGUUUCGCUAAACAUGCUAAAUGAAUUUGGUUCGGCCGUACAAAGGACUCGCAGCGACAGUGCAAAGGGUGAUCAACGCCAAGAGAAUGAACGCAAACAAGGCAAUUUCCUAUUUUCCAACUCGAUUCAACAGUUUUCGGGGCAUGUAAUGACACCGAAAGUACCAUACUUAGAGGAAAACCAGAGCGAUUUCUCACUGCCCAGCAUUCAUUCCGGUGGCAGUGAUUGUGCUAGUACUUUUGAUACGAGUUCGCAUAUAAGUAGUGAUCGCGAUUCGCAUGAUUUGGCAGAUUUAUCGAAUUUUUCCAUUGGCAAUUCAUCGAAAGGUGACUCGGUUAUCUACCCGGACACACCGCAUAACUCAAUUUUGCAAGUCAAUCUAUCGCGAAACAGUUUGGGGCCCAGUGAUUCCGCGAUUGCAUCGUUAUCAUCGUCGGAGAGCAAUGCGAUUUCAAUUCCAUCGCAUCGAAGGUCACACGAUGACACUGUGCCGAUAUUGUCGGGGGGAGCAUCGGUCAAAGAUUUCACACCAAAACAAUGUGAAAGUCCUUCAAUGCAACGCAAAACGGAGAAUUGUCCAAUCAUCUCACUCGGAAUGUCGCCAUUGGAUUUUGAGACAAAACCAAAGCCAAGAGAACGGAUCAGUAGUUUGGCAUUGAAUUCGUGGGUUGUUGAUAUGAGUGACUGCGGUAAAAAGAGUCGACGGCGUGGUAGCGAAAGCUCAUCGGUUAGCAUUGAAUCGAAUCCUCGCUUCUCUGAUCCAAAACCAGAUCGCAGUGGAUCGAAUAGUUCUUGCAAAGGAUUUGGAUACUAUGUGUCGUUGAGCGACAUGAAUCCCACCUAUCCAACCGACGAACAUCUAUCAAAAUCUCUAAAUUACUAUUCGUCAAGUUCAUCGUGUGCGUCGGCCGAACCGAAGAAAAAAUCGACGGGUUUUUUUGUUGAUUUUUCAAAUAAUGACUCGCACGCAACGAACACGCCGCCACCAAGUAAUGAUGCCUCGGAACAGGCGCAGAAGAAUGAAGAUAAAAAGAAUAUUUUCUCAAUGUUUAUUGAUUUCGGCAAUGAUGAUCACCGUAGCACCCAUAAACGGGAAUUAAAUACAAAAUCAGCGUACAAUAUUGUGAAAGGAAGCGAUUCAACGUCAACUGAAUCGCCGAUUUUGAGCCGACGAAAUCAGUCAUAUGAUAGCCAACAAUUAUCAGACGAAAAAAAUAAGCGACAUUCAUGGAAUGCAUCAAAAGAAGCGCCACAUCUUGCGCAUGUCAGAGAACAUAAGCGAUCGAUUAGUACCUCUUCCGACAAAGGCAUCAUGAAUAUUUUAGAUAAAAUCCCACUGAUUUCAAAGACAUCCAGCAUGUCAAUUGAUACACCGAAUUCACCACACGAUGACAUUACAUCCAAAUCACUCAGCAGCUACUCAAACAAUUCAAUAACAUCGCUAUCGGUGCAAUCGAGCGGCAGUAAAUUUAUGGAACACGAUGAAAAAGGAACAGGAAGACGUCAUCAAAAAGAUGCUCGUAUCAAUGAAACAUUUGAUAAAAGCAGUCAGGGUUCGCUUACCGACGAUAUUCUUUCGAAGAAUUCGUCGCCAGCUUCGCGUACAGACACAGACGAUGCCACAUUUCAUAACGACAAUGACGAUACAUUGCACGGUGAUAUUUCUGGAUCGAAUGUGAUGGAAACAAUUCCAGAGACCAAAGAAGCAGUCGUUUUGCGUCGACCACCAAAUCAAAGUGGAACAAAUAAUAAAUCUGAACGUCACACAAUGGAAACAUUGCAGGCCACGAUCGAAAAACAAAAACAACUUUUGAAUACCGUUUCCGAAGAAGUUUCAUCAUUUGUUAAGCUAUCAGAUAUGGAUAAACCAGCAUCGAAGUUCGAAUUACACAAUUCCGAGUCAAGUCGACCAAAAUCAGUGGGUUCAAGAAUUGGCAAAUUAUUCAAUCAGGCCGGAAAUCGUAAUACAUGGCAUCACAUGUCAAAAUCAACAGGAAACAACCUCUCCAAUCUCGCUUCGUCGGCCGAAAACUUUAAAAGUUUGACCAGGAUUUUUCCACAUUUGGGCAAAGAUUUGAGCAACAGUCUACCUAUAAACUUUGAACAAUCCACUUCAAACACUAGCCCCAACGAAUAUACAACGGAUUUGUUCCAUUCCGAUCUGUCAACAUCGAGUGCAACAUCCAGUUUCAGUCGAUCUGGGAUUGAUUCUGCCGACGAGUUCAGCCUUUCUGCAGUGCAGCCACGCCGGCUAGGUGAAGAUCUAUUGAAAAUGUUUCUUCAGGAAAUUGCAACGGACGUUGUAAUCGAAGUGAAUGGCCGAAGAAUGAGAGCACACAAAUGUAUUUUACGUUCUCGUUGUCAGUAUUUUGCUGCAAUUUUGGCCGGUGGUUGGGUGAGCAGUAGUGCGGGAAAUGUCAUCUCAUUGUCUGGAUAUUCGUAUGGUGCAGUACAUUUUGCCUUGUGUCACAUUUAUUCGGGCGCUGCGCAUCCGCCAGACGGAAUAAGUCUGAUGGAAUUGGCAGCGCUUGCCGAUUUAUUAGGUCUUGAAGGGUUAAAAGAGGUCGCCGCACAUGCCCUAAAAACCAACUAUUGCCACAGUUUCCAUAAGCCUUGCAGCGGAUGCAUCGAUGGAGUGAUGCAAGUGUUUCCAGUCGCUUUGAAUCAGGGUCUGGAUGACUUGUAUCGCAAGUGCUUGCGAUGGGCGUGCAAGCAUUACAUGAAGGUUUGGCCAUCCCGUGCAUUUUCUCAGCUUCCAUCUGAAUUAGUCGUUCGAUGCAAGCAGCAUAUAAUCGCACACAUGACGUCGGAAUCAGUGAUUUAUACAUUGUUAGACUGUGAUCAUUUGCUUGCGUUGCUUGCACCAUGUCGUUGGGCUAGCGGGAUUGAGGCGAGUGUUCGUGAUAUUAUUGAAGCUGGUCAUGUGUAUGUGACCGAUCAUUAUGCCAGUUUAAUAGCAAGUGAUGGUUUCUUAUCGUUGGGCCAAGGUCAAAGUUGGAACAUUUCGCGCUUGGAAAACAUGUUAUUGCGUGCCGGUUCGUCAUUAACAGCCGAUCAAGCGUGUCGCAGUUAUCAGCGAAUUACGCGCUUGGACUCCGUUCUGAAAGCGAAAGUAAACAAAUUACAUACAUCACGCAUUGAUAAAAGCAUUUUUAUGUCGGAUUAUGACAAUGAAAUUGACGGCGAAGAUGAAGAAGAGCUCGAUUGGAAUCCCGAUUUUAUACGAUUGGUCACUGAAAUGAUGUCGGCGGUUGAACAAUGUUUGGUGCGACAAUGCUCACGAGCGAUGAAAUGCAAUCAAUGGCAACGAAUGGAUGCUGAAAUACAGAAGAAAGUACAAAAACUGGCAUGUUUAACAGAAUCAGUCGAACGACGCGUUAUCCUACGACCGAAGUCUGUAUCGAAUGCGAGUAGCGUACCGAAUAAUAGGGCUCAUGAUUUGUACCAAGUAAAGAUGGCCAUCCAAGCGCACACCAAACGCUCACAGGAAGGUCACACAUCAAUCAAGAGUGCGCAUGUGCAACAACAAGCGGCAAACGAAGCAAAAACGAUAAGUGGUCCUGGCAAGGUAACAAAAACAUCAUCUCGUUCACAAGUUCCCGAUCUCAUUUCAACCAUAAAGCAACCGAAAUCGAGUGUGCAACCGAAGCCGGAACCAAAAACAACGGUGACUGUGUAUCGUCGAUCGACUUCAGAAUCUGGUAAGCGUAUUCGAUCCAAUCCAUUGGAAAAGUCGGCUAGCUCAGUUGAUACGCAUGCACGUAAGAAGGACAAUUACCAUGAUGUGAAGUCUCGAUACAUGGAACCACAAAAGCGGCAAGUAAACAACAUCAAUAAGGAAACGCUAAAAGUGCGUGCGCGUUCAUCGAGUGGAAGUUCAAGAACGUCGAGCCCGGUGGUAUCAUCGCUAAUCAGAGACGGAAGUACCAAUCAAACAAACAAAAAGUUGAACGACUCAACGACAAUGUCACGUGAUAGUUUGGCAUCGCCUGCGAAGAAAAAUGAUAGAUUGUACACGAAUCGAAAUGCACCUCAGCACGGUGAUCAUGAACGUUUAUCUGCCGACUCAUUGGGCGGUUCACUUCACAGCUCUGUUGUCACGAACAAAACGGAAUCGCAAGAAUCACUUGUCUUGACGAAAAUCGAUUUACGACCUGACGCAAAAGUAAAUAAAAUUGAAAAUGACAAGCAAAAUCAAGUUCAUACGAAAAUUGUGCCGGUCGUCGGCAAAAAUGCUCAGCUGAAAGUAUGUAGUGCAUUAAUAUCACAAACAUCAUCGACAGUCAAUUCGUCGACCCCUUCAUCAAUGACAGUUAAAAGCUAUUUAUCAAGCAAUAGCUCGACGCGUGAUGCAAUUAUAAAUCGCUUAACGACACCAGCAAAUCAAAUUCCACUGAAACGAAGCACCGAACCAAAACCACCAAUGAAAAGUUUUUUGAGUGCACGAUCGCGGAAAAUUCUAGCGCAGAAAAAAUCACUCUCCCAUUCCGAUAGUUCAAAGUCAGUACCCGCUGUUAUAAAGGAUUCGACCGUCGUUCCAUCUUCAAACGCCGUGAAUAAAUCAAGCUCGACUUCAAAUAUACAAAAUCAAAAAACAAAAAAUAUCCCAACCACACUUCAUUUACGACGAUCCGCCAAGAGCGCAGCCCAACAGCAACCACUUCUACCAGUUAGUUCGGCCAAAACAAGUGUUCGUCCACCAAAUCCAUCUUUGAUGAAUCCAACGAAAAGUAGCGCAUUGAAAAUGACAACGUCAAACAAUAAAGUCAAUCGAGAGAAUCGAUCGGUCAAGGAACGAAAACAAAGUAGUAGUUCAUAUGAGAAUCGGCCACCAUCGGACGGAAACUAUGACAGCACGAAUGAGACUGAUGUUGGUGAAGAAGAAGCAGGGCGACACAUCAAAUCGCAAUUAGAACGUUCGAGUACAUUCUGUAAAGAACGUUCCGAUAUCAAUACAAACGAACUUGAAGUGAUCGACUAAACAUCUAUUUCUAAGCCAAUCAUUCUUGAGAAAAUUUCUAACAAAAACUAUACAAUACAUACACAAACAAACAUACAACAUCUAGAAAAUGAAAGAAUCUGACGAAUACCGACUAUAAAUAUAAUUUAAAGAGUGCUAGGAAAAUUCGACCUCGGCCAUAUUUCAUUUCUAAAAUGUAUUUUGCGUAUUUAAAACAAGCUACAAUACAUAGACCAGAGAUUUUAUGAUUCCCAUAAUAAAGCAAUUGAUUACAUAAUGUUUAAUGAAAGAAAUUUGAAGAGAAACAAACAACAACAACAACAAGAAAUUACUUAAGGGAAAAAUGGAUAAAGAAAUGUGUUGAGAGUAAGCUUAAAGCAAUUUCAACAUACUAACUCCCUAAUAUUUAUAAAUUCUAGUCAUUUUUCAAGAGAUAUUAGUUCUUACUUACACGUGUACUAAGCUGUUUAUUUAAAAAAAAAUCAAUUGCUAAAACAUAGAAGCUAAACCAAAUGAUAUUUAUCAUCAUCGACAGCAUCAUCAUCACAAACCAAUCAGAUUUUUUUUUAAUUUUCAACAAAAUUGAUUUAAAUAUAUUUGUAUAUGAAUCAGAUAUAUUCCAAUGCGAAGAGAACAUUUGAAAUUUUUUACGAAAAAAAAAAUCAGGAACACAGACAUUUAUUCCAUCGUUUGUUUUUAUCAAAACAAACAACUGUUAUAAUCAUAUUGCUUAUGUGACAAUUAACAAUUUAACAAUAAAAUGAACAUUUGAAUGCUUUCAUGUAA
Sitodiplosis mosellana (orange wheat blossom midge) is the source of this 9008-nucleotide messenger RNA. RefSeq lists its product as uncharacterized. The record is from RefSeq and is a predicted model, not a curated record. Gene Ontology annotation, molecular function: protein binding. Bases 2250 to 8243 code for a protein of 1997 amino acids. The transcript has 10 exons. NCBI's taxonomy places the organism in Eukaryota, Metazoa, Arthropoda, Insecta, Diptera, Cecidomyiidae.